This is a messenger RNA of Micropterus salmoides (largemouth bass), 2597 nucleotides long. RefSeq names its product granulocyte colony-stimulating factor-like. Lineage: Eukaryota; Metazoa; Chordata; Actinopteri; Centrarchiformes; Centrarchidae. Gene Ontology annotation, cellular component: extracellular region. The transcript has 5 exons. Gene Ontology annotation, molecular function: cytokine activity. The record is from RefSeq and is a predicted model, not a curated record. Bases 263 to 892 code for a protein of 209 amino acids. Gene Ontology annotation, biological process: neutrophil differentiation; immune response; macrophage differentiation.
UCACGUCCUUUACCGGCAGCAGGUGAGACUCCUGCAAGUUUCCUGUAUCGCGGAUCUGCGCGCUCUGCAGUGACGCAACAAGCUUUCACAAGCUUCGUCACUUCGGGAUUUUAUCUGGAGAGCUCGCUGCCUGUCAGCGGGAAAACCCCGAGGGACAGGCUGCAGAUAAAAGGUCCAAACGGCUUCAAAUGGAAACUAAAGGACAAUUGACCGAGUUUACCGGCGGACAGACACCGAGAGACAGACAGCCGCCCUGACAGACAUGAACACCCUGACAGUCAUCGCCCUGCUGCACUGCUUCCUGUUGGCAGUUUUAGUCCAAUCAGCUCCGGUCAGCUCGCCAUACGAACAGCCGCCGGCGUUCAAAGAGGCGGCCGAGCGCGCAAAGACGCUGGUGGAGAAAAUAAUGAGAGACAUCCCCACCGUGCACGCUGCCACCGUCAUCACCGAGGGUUUGACCCUUGAGCCGUCCUCCCAGACAGCAAACCUGCAGAUGAUGAUGACAACUCUGGGAAUCCCCGCCGCCCCCGUCCUCAAACCGCCGUCCGAACACUUCACACUGGACACCUGCGUGAGCCGCAUGUCAGCGGGCAGCCGGCUGUACCAGGGGCUGCUGGGAGUUCUGUCUGACAGACUGAGCGGGCUGAGCGACCUGCGAGCCGACCUCAGAGACCUGCUGACCCACAUCAACAAGAUGAAGGAGGUGGCUCAGCUCGGCGGCGAGGCGGAUCAGAACCAGAGUCUGGACCUGGCCUCUCAUCUCCGUGGUAGCUACGAGGUCCAGGUGGCGACUCACCUGACGCUGACGCAGCUUCGCUCCUUCUGUCACGACAUGUUCCGCAGCCUGAGAGCCAUCGCCGCCUACCGGCCCCAAGCUGCAGGUACACGAUAAGCCCCGCCCACCCGGGACAACCCCACGCUGCGUUUGAGGACACACGGGAAGAUCUUAUGUCGAGGAAACAAACGCAGCGAUACGACAGCGCCGAUCAGCUGCUGGAAAGACUCCACAUAGUUUUCAACAACAGCAGCUUCUGAGCUGAAAGACGAGAAACAGUUCAGAUAUUUUUAUAUUCAGCGAGACGCUCAGAGGAAAGUUCAGGAGACAGAACUUAGUUUUAGAGUUUCCUGUUUUAAAAGCGGCCCGUCGACACAUCAGACGUCGCCCCUCCUGACCUGCAGCCGCUCGGUCUCUGUGGAACAGGUCUGCACAGAAACGCAGAGGGAUGCUUCAGGACUGAAGAUCUGUUCUGAUCUGCAGGUCUGGACCUGCUCAGACCUGAAUCCAGCUGCUGCUUUUGCUCUUACUUUGAGUCUGUUAUUUACUGGAAAACCAGAGACUGAUUGAUUGAUUUCUGAUCAGGAGCUUUAAAAAGAAGACGGGCGCAGGCUGCAGGAGGACGCCGUCCUGCUCCAGCCACAGAUUUUAUAUUUUAUUUCACAGACGCGUCUUUUUUUAAGACGUGAAGAGCAGAAACAUUUUCAGUUUCUCACUGACUCUUUUAAUAAUCAUUACAAUCAUUAGACUAAUCAUCACAGUUGUAACUGAAGCAAAUGAUGAUUCAGACUUCCUGUUGUUUCACAAUAAAAGCCUCCCCAUUUGUGUCAUACCGGGGCUUUUAUUGUGAAGCAGUUACAAGAAGUGCAUUGCGGCUCCUGUGAACGUCUGGCUGCAGAUGUUUCUGCGGGUUUGUAUUUAUGUUUUUUUGUUAGGUUUGGAUCAAAAGUUUAUCUGCUGUCAUAUUUAUAGUAUUUUUAUUUAUUACUGUAUUUAUUUAUUUAUUUAUGCAGAAAUAUUUAUUGUUUUACCUUCGGUUUUCUGUGUCUGUAUUAAUUAUUUUAUAUUGUUUAAUAUAAUGUGUUUGUGUGUGAGAGGGUGUUUUAUAUAUUUUCUAUAUGAAAGUUUAGGGGUCAGAGGAGGAGCUCUGCAGGGACGAGAAGGCUUAAAACACAAGAGAGAGAGAGGAGAAAAAGAGCAGGAAGUGAAAAGUUUCUCAAGUUGAGCAACAACAGUUAUGAUGUCAUAGCAGUGAUGAUGUCAGCAGUGAUGUCAGAGAAAAUUAACCACAGAAACACGGUCAGUUUGAAGUUUAAAGUAAACCCUGUGGGUAAACUCUCUUUUUUUACUUUAUUUAUUUAUAAAGAGUUUAUUAUUUGACUCGUCAGUAGGACUGUAGUAGGUUCUAGACUUUACGAUACCAGAACCAAAACCAGUACCUGUAAAGUGAUACAGGUACCAACAGAGUACUUUAUUCAGUACCUUGUGUAAAACGCCACCUGUUGAAGCCAUUAUUAUUUUUUAUCGUUGUUAUGGACGAGCAAUGUGAUCAGUUUUCUUUUUUAUGGUUUGAAAUAAGUGUUGUGUAAAAUUAUCAGUAUCAGAUCGCUCCUCGUCCUGAUCAGGUCGUCUAGACGUCAUAAUCAGAGGAAGGACGGCUGCUCGGGAGUGUUUGAAUAUGAGAGGAGUGAAAUAGUUUAAGGAUCACUGGGAGCUCUGGAAAAGGAAUUUUAGUAAAAAAAAAAAAUUAUACGUUUGUGAAAAGUAAAUAACAGAAUAAUUUUGUUAACUUUGGAUCAAUAAAUCUUGAACUGAAGUGAAA